Messenger RNA from Rhinolophus ferrumequinum (greater horseshoe bat), 4544 nucleotides. It is a transcript of the gene ADAM11, whose product is annotated as ADAM metallopeptidase domain 11. The record is from RefSeq and is a predicted model, not a curated record. Gene Ontology annotation, molecular function: metalloendopeptidase activity. The transcript has 27 exons. Lineage: Eukaryota; Metazoa; Chordata; Mammalia; Chiroptera; Rhinolophidae. Gene Ontology annotation, biological process: proteolysis. Bases 803 to 2512 code for a protein of 569 amino acids.
AACCCGGCCCGCCGCCCCGCCGGGAUGGCCGCGGCCGGAGCGCGCUGAGCCGGGCGCCCUCCCUGCCGCUGCUCGCCUCGCCCCCCGCCCGGCGGGCGCCCCCGCCUGCAGCUCCGCAGCCGGCGCCCCCGCCCGCGUCCCGCCUCCGCCCGCGCCGCGCCGCUCAGCUGCAGCCCCCGGACUGGGAGGAUUAUGAACGAGCCAUGAGGCGGCUGCGGCGCUGGGCGAUCGCAGCGCUGCUGCUGCUGCCGCUGCUCCCCCCGCCCGGUCUUGGGACCCCAGGUGCUGCUGGAGCUCUGCACUGGAGGGUAUCACCCCACUUGUGGGGCCCGGAAGCCCCUGAGGUCACAGAGCCCAGCCGCCUGGUGGGGGAGAGCUCCGGUGGAGAGGUUCGAAAGCAGCAGUUGGACACCAGGGUCCGUCAGGAGCCACCCGGUAGACCGCCUGUCCACCUGGCCCAGGUGAGUUUUGUCAUCCCAGCCUUCAACACCAACUUCACUCUCGACCUGGAGCUGAACCAUCACCUCCUGUCCUCACAAUACGUGGAACGCCAUUUCAGCCGGGAGGGGAGAACCCAGCACAGUACCGGUGCUGGAGACCACUGCUACUACCAGGGGAAACUCCGAGGAAACUCGCGCUCCUUUGCUGCCCUCUCCACCUGCCAGGGACUGCAUGGGGUCUUCUCUGACGGAACCUUCACCUACAUCGUGGAGCCCCGAGAGAUGACUGGGCCUCGGAAAGCCCCCCAGGGACCACUUCCCCACCUCAUUUAUCGGACACCUCUCCUCCCAGCCCCCUUCGGAUGCAGGGAACCAGGCUGCCUGUUCACUGCCCCUAUCCAUUCUGCUCCUCUGAACCGGCCGAGGCUGAGAAGGAAAAGGUCCGCCGGGGCUACCCUACAGUGCACAGUGAGACGAAGUACGUGGAGCUGAUCGUUAUCAAUGACCACCAGCUGUUUGAGCAGAUGCGACAGUCAGUGGUCCUCACCAGCAACUUUGCCAAGUCCGUGGUGAACCUGGCAGAUGUGAUGUACAAGGAGCAGCUCAAUACCCGAAUCGUGCUGGUUGCUAUGGAAACGUGGGCAGAUGGGGACAAGAUCAAGGUGCAGGAUGACCUCCUAGAGACCCUGGCCCGGCUCAUGGUCUACCGGCGGGAGGGCCUGCCUGAGCCCAGCGAUGCCACCCAUCUCUUCUCGGGCAGGACUUUCCAGAGCACCAGUAGCGGGGCUGCCUACGUGGGGGGCAUCUGCUCUCUGUCCAGGGGUGGGGGUGUGAAUGAGUACGACAACAUGGGGGCCAUGGCGGUGACCCUGGCCCAGACGCUGGGGCAGAACCUGGGCAUGAUGUGGAAUAAACACCGGAGCUCAGCAGGGGACUGCAAGUGUCCGGACAACUGGCUGGGCUGCAUCAUGGAGGAUACUGGGUUCUACCUGCCCCGCAAGUUCUCGCGCUGCAGCAUCGACGAGUACAACCAGUUUCUGCAGGAGGGCGGCGGGAGUUGCCUUUUCAACAAGCCCCUCAAGCUGCUGGACCCCCCUGAGUGCGGAAACGGCUUUGUGGAGGCAGGGGAGGAGUGCGACUGUGGCUCGGUUCAGGAGUGCAACCGCGCGGGCGGGAACUGUUGCAAGAAAUGCACCCUGACUCACGAUGCCAUGUGCAGCGACGGGCUCUGUUGUCGCCGCUGCAAGUAUGAACCGCGGGGUGUGUCCUGUCGCGAGGCCGUGAACGAGUGCGACAUCGCGGAGACCUGCACUGGGGACUCGAGCCAGUGUCCCCCUAACCUGCACAAGCUGGAUGGUUACUACUGCGAUCAUGAACAGGGCCGCUGCUAUGGAGGUCGCUGCAAAACCCGGGACCGGCAAUGCCAAGCCCUUUGGGGCCAUGUUGCUGCUGAUCGCUUCUGCUAUGAGAAGCUGAAUGUGGAGGGGACGGAGCGUGGGAACUGUGGGCGCAAGGGGUCAGGCUGGGUCCAGUGCAAUAAACAGGACGUGCUCUGUGGCUUCCUACUCUGCGUCAACAUCUCUGGAGCUCCUCGGCUGGGGGACCUAGGGGGAGACAUCAGCAGUGUCACCUUCUACCACCAGGGCAAGGAGCUGGACUGCAGGGGUGGCCACGUGCAGCUGGCUGAUGGCUCAGACCUGAGCUAUGUGGAGGACGGCACUGCCUGCGGGCCCAACAUGCUGUGCCUGGAUCAUCGCUGCCUGCCAGCCUCUGCCUUCAACUUCAGCACCUGCCCGGGCAGUGGGGAGCGCCGCGUCUGCUCCCACCAUGGGGUCUGUAGCAACGAAGGGAAGUGCAUCUGUCAGCCAGACUGGACAGGCAAAGACUGCAGUAUCCACAACCCCCUGCCCACAUCUCUGCCCACUGGGGAGACGGAGAAAUAUAAAGGUCCCAGCGGCACCAACAUCAUCAUUGGCUCCAUCGCCGGGGCUGUCCUGGUUGCGGCCAUCGUCCUGGGCGGCACAGGCUGGGGAUUUAAAAACAUCCGCCGAGGAAGGUCCGGAGGGGCCUAAGUGCCACCCCCCUCCCUCCGAGCCUGGCGCCCACAUCUCCACCCUGAACCACAAGGCUGCCCCUGCCGAGCCACGGAGGGAGGCACCAUGCAAUGUCUUCUGGCCUAAGCCUUUCGACUCUUGGCCCCACAGGGGUUUGGGUGAGAGGCUGUGGCCUUGCCCUUCACACCACCAGGGUGGACCAGGCCUGGGGCAUUUCUCUCAUGGUCCCCCACCCCACCUCAUGCGGCUUUGGCCUUGCACACCAACUCUCCCUGUGUGAAUGUAGCUUCCAUCAUCACAGACUGCCACAGCACAAGUGGUGGCGAGAGAGCUAGAGGCAUGCCCCAGUGGGCAUGGCCUGGGAUGGCCCCACCUCAAAACCAGGCAGCUGGGACCAGGGUUUUAGCUUUCUGGGACUUAGGGAGAGGGAGCUGACAUCUACAGCUUUUUUCUUUUUUGUUUUUUUGUUUUUUGUUUGUUUUGCUUAUUCUUAACUGAUGAAUGUAACUCUAGGGGUGCUGGGGCCAGGGCAGUUGUGGGGAUGUUUUGCCAUUUGCAGAAGGGACUGGAGGAACUGAGGCAUGACCAUCCCCGGGGCCCUCUCCUGGGAUGAACACACCUGGAAUCCUCCCACUGAAUGCAGAGACGUCCCCAAGCCAGGCAGGGGCCGGCAUCCUUGCUUGCUUCCUCCUCCCAAGCCCUGCUGAGCUGGGAGAGAAGUUUGAGUGCUGAUUCAAACCAAAGCUGCCUGUUCCGUGCCCAAGCCUAGGUUAUGGGUGCGGCGACCACACAUCCCAGGUUGUCUUCAGUUCUAAAAUGACCAUCCCGCUGUCCUUGCCAGGACGCAUGUAUUUGGGGGUCUAGAAAAUACCAUCCCUGAAAUAAAACGGCACAUUCCCCCUUUCAAGAAAGGUGAUUCUGGGGCUGACUCAGGGUUUAGGUGCCCCCUGGCAUGGCCUAGAGGUCCCAAUCUGGGAUAUCCUUCCCAGGGAGGACUCCAAAGUAGGGAAGGCCAGUGGCUGGAGGGUUAGGGGCUCUGCCUGUGAUGUGCAUGAGGAGGUAGGACAAGGCAGGUCUGUAUAAUUCUCAGCCUCUAGAAAAGUCCUCAAGGCCCUAUCUAAUCUUGCCCAUUACCCCUGUCCCAGGGCCAAAUUUAUGGUUGUUUUCCCCAUUAUGUCCUCUGAUCCCCACUGCAGCCGAGCCUGAGAAAUAGGUAAGGCUGUGCAGAAUUCCUCGGUCCUCCCACAAACAGUCCUGCCCAUGGCCUACCCUCACUUGGGGCAGAGGAGCUCUGCCUCCUUGACUGCUGAAGACCAGCUGGCAGGGGCAAGAUGGGAGGCAAGCUACCUACGGAUGAAAGCCAGAAAUGAAUGGAGCCCCUCUCCUGGACUCAGCAGGGGUUUCGGCACACCCCAGGGCCUUUGAGCCGCCUGUUUCAGUCCCUCUGCUUCUGGGGCAUCUAUGAGGAGGACUCAUGCAGGAGAUGGCUCCCUGUUUAUCUUCACUACCCCUCAGGGCAAACGGGACUGAAACCCAUUGACACCCUUUUGGAGGGCUGCAUGCGGCUACAGUGGGCCCCUCAAUGCUGAGCCCAGCUGGCACUGCCCAAGCGAGAGGGAUGGGUGGAGUAUCCCUCUGGCCAGUCCUGCUCCCCCAGCACCCCUAAGCUGGGGCCGGGGCAGGAGGACAGGGACGGGGUUUUGCGCUCUUGCUGCAAUACCUUACGGCGCCCUCUGGGGGUACACACGUACGCACAAGUGGCGAUGCAUCCGGCACAAGCAUUUGGAUCCACAUCUCCGCACGAAUGUGAAUACCUCUGCACGCAUGGACACGGCUGUGUGUGCGCACGUGGGGGUGGGGUUGUGGAGAACUUGAGAUUUCCUGUGACCAGGCUACUUGGCUCCCAGCUGUCUGCAUCCUCUUACCCUCACCCUGGCAGCACCCAGGGACGACUGGAGGCUGAACGGGCUCCACACAGCAUCCUGUAAAUAUGUCAUCUGGGGCUCAGGGUGGGGAGGUAGGGACAAGAACACCAAUUAAAGAUCAUGUC